AUGGAGGAUCAGGGUAAGGCUAUCUUUACCGGCAUAAAAGGGAGAAAACCUCCUAAGGCUAAAUGUGGUUCUUGUGAAUUGAUUCUUAGACUUUUGGCCUUUGUUCUCACCCUUGCUGCUACUAUAAUUAUUGGGAUCGACAAGCAAACCAAAAUUGUUCCUAUCAAGAUUGUUGACUCUUUGCCUCCUUUCAAUGUUCCCGUUUCUGCUAAAUGGCAUUACCUCUCAGCUUUUGUGUAA
This is a messenger RNA of Lathyrus sativus (Indian pea), 240 nucleotides long. Lineage: Eukaryota; Viridiplantae; Streptophyta; Magnoliopsida; Fabales; Fabaceae. The record is from the annotation of a GenBank genome assembly.